AUGACACCUGCCAAGCCCUCAAUGUCAACAGAUACUGAUAAUUCUACAAACAGUGAUGGAACGGAUACUAAAGACUUCUUCAAUGAUAUACUACCGUCCACAACUAACUAUUUGAUUCUCAUUGGCUCAUCAAUAGUUGGAUUUGUUCUCUUGAUUGCAAUUACUCUAAGUUUUUUUAAGCCUUUUGACGGACCCGAUGUUCCUAACUGUAAAGGUGUUUACAUGUCUCCUGCUUACGCCAAAGUCCAUGCGUUUGAUUCUACACAUACCAGAUUUGCUUCCAAAUACUCGCUAUACUUGUAUAGAGAACAGGGUAAAGAUUCCAUGCCAGGAGAGUCCUCGGAAUUCUAUUUAUCCGGUACUCCCGUGUUAUUUAUUCCUGGUAAUGCGGGUAGCUACAAACAAGUCAGAUCCAUAGCUGCUGAAACUGCAACCCAGUUUUUUGACAAAAGCUCUUAUGUUACAUCCCAAAAUUCGAACGCCAAUAAUGUGGACUUCUUUACUGCAGAUUUUAAUGAAGAUUUUACGGCAUUUCAUGGUAGAACCAUGUUGGAUCAGUCCGAAUAUUUAAAUGAUGCAGUUAAAUUCAUCCUGUCACUCUAUGACUCAAACUCCUCGAACACCUCUCCAACAUCAGUCAUCCUACUGGGUCAUUCAAUGGGUGGAAUUGUUGCCAGGGUAAUGUUGAGCCUGCCCAAUUAUUUGGAGGGUUCUGUCAAUACCAUUAUAACCUUGUCAACCCCGCAUAAUGCGGCGCCUACAACCUUCGAUGGUGAUUUGUUAAAUGUUUACAAAUUGACUGAUGACUUCUGGAGGAAUGGUUUUAGUCAUGACGUAAGUACCCUUUCCACUAAAAUGGCCACUAUAGCAAGAAGAAGACUAGAAAAUGUUUCCUUGAUUUCUAUUACUGGUGGUGUUCUAGACACAACACUACCAACUGAUUAUACUUCAUUGACAGGCCUAGUGCCAUCAAAUCAUGGGUUUUCAGUUUCCACAACAGGUAUCCCAGGAGUGUGGACUCCUAUUGAUCAUUUGGCCAUUGUGUGGUGUGACCAAUUGAGGAAAGUUUUGGCAAAGACGAUUCUACAAAUAAUAGACGUCAACUCACCAAGUCAAACAUAUCCUUUAGAAAAGAGAAUGGAAAUAUUCAAGUCUAAUCUAUUGCCUGGUUUUGAUAAGUUUUUGGAUAUAAUGAAAUACACCAACAUCCAACACAACCUACCUUUCAAGUUGAAGAUUGAUUUGAAGCAGCUAAAAGAUUCUAUUAAUGAGCGGUUUUUCCAGCUACCUCGAAAAAACGCAAAGAGAGAUAUAGCAGGCUUUCCCCCAAUUCAUUUGUUCAAUAUUCCUAGAAAAGAGAGCUCCAAGUUUAAUUUUAUUAGUUCGAUCAAACCCACAAUGAUUGAUAAAAUUACUUCUUCGGUAGAAUUGUCACUACUUCUUUGCCGCUCAAUUUUAAGUGAUGUGGGUAAGGCUAGUGCAAAACGCAAUUUUAGGAAGGUGUUUGACUAUACAACCGAUAUAACCCAGCAGUAUGCUGAAUUAGAAUGUAUUGAUGUCAGUGAGUACAUUUAUGUGGUUCCUAAGUCAUAUUCCAGUAAUAACGAACAUUCAAAUGAACCAACCGAUGUCUAUUAUUCUUUGGAAAUUCCUUCGAAUAUCUUAUCGUAUUUUUCAAGUAUUGUUAUUGUGGAGCCAAAGACUAUAUUAACAGAAUCUAGUGAAAAUUUUGUUCUGGCAGAUUUACAUUCCGAAAGUUCCAGUGCUUUGACAUUGGGAGACUCAAGUUUAUGGAAAUUGAUUACAAGGGGUAACGAUUUGACCAUUCCUGCACACCGGCCAAUAAUAAUUGAUAUUAACGUUCCCUCAAUGAAGUCAAGUUUGUUGGCUUAUAGACUAGACGUAAGGUAUGCAAAGUCUAGCAAUGAAAAGUUUUCGCCUCUGAUUAGUCAAACGAUCAAAGGUGAAACAAAAUGGCAUAUAAAUAUUGACGAUGAUAAAAUAAUUACAUCGAUCAUUAAUGGUGACUCUCCUUAUACACCAUUCAUUGUUGAUGAUCCUGAGUCUCAUACUAGAUUUAAAGUCUUUAGUGACUCGUUCUCAUCAGAUCAACUCAUGGAUAUCUAUAUAACAGUUGAUUGGUUCCAAAGUCUGAAAUUACUGGUUCUAAAGUACAGGUUAUCUGUUGUCGGGUUCCCUCUUUUCUUCACGCUAUUGGUUAUCACAUUACAGUUUCGAUAUUACUCUAAAACAAACUUGUAUCCUUCUUUCGGUGAAACAAUGCUUUCUGUGUGUGACUAUAGAGUUGUUACAGGUUUGGUAAUUUUUUUUUCUUUCUUGUCGAAACUGACAUCCUCAAAUUCACUUUUCAACAAAUUCAUUGAAUUCAUGGAUCCGGUUGAAAGGAAUGAAUUACAUUUGAUGGAAAAGAUUGAAAAUGCCGAAGUUCGUCUUAAUGUCAGCUUUAUGAGCAUCGAGGAACCGUCGUUGUGGUUCUAUGGAGUUUUUGUUUUAUUUAUAUCCAUUGGCUUGAACUUUCUCUUGUACAACUUGAUCUUAUUAGUAAUCAAAUGUCUCAUUUAUCUAUCAGAGCUUGGGUUGCUUCAGGGAAUAACUUCAAAUAUCCAUUCAUUUCCUAACCAAAGGAAGACAAUAGGUAUAAUUACAUUGCUAUUUCUCGUGUUGCUCUAUCUACCUUACCAAUUUGCAUUUGUGGUAUGUGUUUUAACUCAACUGUUCUCAACUUUAAAAUUAUUCUUGAGCAAUACCAAAUUGAACUCUUACCAUACUUCAUAUAAAAAUUUUGAUGAUUAUAAAGGAAAAAAGGACAGUGUACCAGAUAAUGAGUCAAAUGAAAAGGCUGUCGUUUCUAAUAAGGCACUAUACUUUGUCGAUAACUUUAAGAAUUUCAACUUGUCCUUAUUAAUAUUGAUGCUUUGGUUAGUUCCAAUCAAUGUUCCAGUAUUGGUUGUUUGGCUGCAUGAUAUUUCACUUAAAUGGAGAACACCUUUUUCUUCGCACCACAAUAUACUAGCAAUUCUCCCUAUUAUUUAUUUAGUUCAGGCUUUAAACCAAGGCUUUAUGGUACCACGACCAACGAAAAGGUUCAAUGUCUUUUUCACUAAAGUGAUUUUGUUCUAUUUUGCAUUCUACUGCCUUUUUUUUGGAACUAGACAUCUUUAUUUAUUGCAUAGUUUAUUUGAUGCAAUAUGCACGUGGUUUUUAAUCUUGUACAUUCAAGGCUGGGGAAAUGGAUCGCUGGAAAAUAUAAGGACCAUAACCAUCAUCAAAAAUGAAACAAAAAUUCACUGA
Messenger RNA from Pichia kudriavzevii, 3312 nucleotides. RefSeq lists its product as uncharacterized. Gene Ontology annotation, molecular function: phosphatidylinositol deacylase activity. Bases 1 to 3312 code for a protein of 1103 amino acids. Gene Ontology annotation, cellular component: endoplasmic reticulum. The record is from RefSeq and is a predicted model, not a curated record. Gene Ontology annotation, biological process: GPI anchor metabolic process; endoplasmic reticulum to Golgi vesicle-mediated transport. NCBI's taxonomy places the organism in Eukaryota, Fungi, Ascomycota, Pichiomycetes, Pichiales, Pichiaceae. The transcript has a single exon.